ACGCUAAGGGGAAAGUUCCAUUAGCAAUUGCAGAAGAAAACAAAUUUUAAGGGAGUGUGGCAUUCUAACUUAUUCUACCAUGCUUUCAUCUAUAAUUUAAUAGCAAAUCAUAAUAUUUUUCUUUCCUGAUAUCACCUUAAGAGUGACAAUCCUCAUAAUACAAAGUAUGGCUUCGAUUUUAUCUGCUUCCACUACAUCCAUGAGAUCUGACAGGAAUACAUAUGUUGGAAAAAGUUUUGUUCACGUUAAAAAUCCUUACCUGGACUCUAUGGAUGAAGAUGUUCUCUAUCACUUGGAUUUAGGAACAAAAACGCACAACCUACCAGCAAUGUUUGGGGAUGUAAAGUUUGUCUGCGUUGGUGGGAGCCCCAACAGAAUGAAAGCAUUUGCACUGUUUAUGCACAAGGAGCUCAGAUUGGAGGACAGUGAAGAGGAUGUCAAGGACAUCUGUGCUGGGACUGACAGAUACUGCAUGUACAAAAUUGGUCCCGUGCUCUCCAUCAGUCAUGGCAUGGGCAUCCCCUCCAUCUCUAUUAUGCUUCACGAACUCAUUAAAUUACUGUACCAUGCCCGGUGCUGUGACGUUACCAUUAUCAGAAUCGGUACAUCAGGAGGAAUAGGGAUUGCACCGGGGUCUGUUGUAAUAACAGAUAAAGCCGUAGACUCCUUCUUUAAGCCCCGGUUUGAACAGGUAAUCUUGGACAACAUCGUCACCAGAAGUACUGAACUUGACAAAGAACUGGCUGAGGAACUACUCAACUGUAGCAAAGAAAUUCCCAACUUCCCAACUCUCAUUGGACAUACGAUGUGUACCUAUGACUUUUAUGAAGGCCAGGGUCGACUAGAUGGAGCGCUGUGUUCCUUUUCCAGAGAAAAGGGGUUAGAUUACUUGAAGAGAGCCUAUAACGCCGGCGUCAGGAAUAUCGAAAUGGAAUCCACCGUGUUUGCCGCCAUGUGUAGACUUUGUGGUCUAAAAGCUGCUGUGGUCUGUGUGACACUUCUCAACAGACUUGAAUGUGACCAGAUCAACUCUCCCCAUGAUGUUAUGGUGGAGUAUCAGAAACGGCCUCAGCUCCUCAUCUCCAAGUUCAUCAAACGGCGGCUUGGACUUCGUGACCAGACCUCAUAGGUGGGCAGCCCAAUCCGUCCUUGCAGGAUUUCAGUGCAGCACGGAAUAGAAUUAGAGGCUUAGGUUUGCCCAUGUUUGUGAUUUUUAUCACAAAAUGUAACAACUCUAGAUCACACAUUGAUUUUCAAAUGAAAACCCUUGGAAAUGCAAAGAAAGAUCUUCAUUUUUCUUCAGAAAUCACAGAUGAUUAAAUCACCUUCUAGCAAUUGUUCUUCUUUUAAGGAAAUGCAUUUUGAAGAGGCUUUUUAAAAAUUUCACUUCAAUAUUAACCUCAUCGGCUGAGGAAUUAAUAACAACUGAAUUUAGACCUGAGUUCAAAAUGUUAAAGUCAUCCUUUUGUGUGACUUUGAAGCAGGUCUUGCCUGCACCCUGCCUAAAGCCCUGUUCAUUUUGACCCUCCGGCAGACAUGGUAGAUAGUACCCUCACUUAGAGGGUAUACCUGGCUCUGUAUGCGUUGAUGCCACUUGGGGGGUUCUUCUAAAGUUGAUAUACUUAGGAAUUCUGAAGCAUGAAUUGUGGGUGGGUGGAGGAUAGCUUACAAAUCUUGAAUAAUAUGUAAUGUUGUGUACACACAUUUACAUUGUUGUGGCUCAAAUAAAGUUUAAUUCCAACCGUGAUAGAGAUUGUUUUGUCUCCUUGGAAUCAAUGACAAUAAACAAUCCCCC
Hippopotamus amphibius kiboko is the source of this 1795-nucleotide messenger RNA. It is a transcript of the gene UPP2, whose product is annotated as uridine phosphorylase 2. Gene Ontology annotation, cellular component: cytosol; cytoplasm. NCBI's taxonomy places the organism in Eukaryota, Metazoa, Chordata, Mammalia, Artiodactyla, Hippopotamidae. The transcript has 8 exons. Gene Ontology annotation, biological process: nucleotide catabolic process; uridine catabolic process. The record is from RefSeq and is a predicted model, not a curated record. The coding region runs from base 167 to 1129 and encodes 320 amino acids. Gene Ontology annotation, molecular function: uridine phosphorylase activity.